This is a messenger RNA of Cotesia congregata, 642 nucleotides long. The record is from the annotation of a GenBank genome assembly. Lineage: Eukaryota; Metazoa; Arthropoda; Insecta; Hymenoptera; Braconidae.
UUCUCCCAGGAUUUUUGUGUCCACGCGGUUCGUGACCGAGCAUUCUCUCUUUCAUCGUACAGCCCCGCUGUUAAAAUGGGUAUUGACAUUAACCAUAAAAAUGAUCGCAAGGUUCGCCGUGUCGAGCCAAAGUCACAGGAUAUUUACUUGCGUCUUCUCGUCAAGUUAUAUCGUUACUUGGCAAGACGUAGCGAAGCCAAAUUCAACAGGAUUAUCCUGAAGCGUCUGUUUAUGAGUAAAAUCAACAGACCACCAAUUUCAUUGGCUCGUGUUGUUAGAUUCAUGAAAAAACCCAACCGUGAAGGAUGCAUUGCAGUCAUUGUUGGUACUGUUACUGACGACGCUAGAAUUUUCGAAUGCCCGAAAAUGACAGUAUGCGCUCUCCGAGUCACUGCUAAAGCACGCGGACGUAUCCUUAAGGCCGGAGGUGAGGUGAUAACUUUUGACGAAUUGGCAAUCAGAGCACCAACUGGUAAAAACACCGUUCUUAUGCAAGGACGUCGUACUGCAAGAGAAGCUUGCAAACACUUUGGACCGGCUCCUGGUGUUCCGCACUCGCACACAAAACCAUUGGUGCGUUCAAAGGGUAGAAAGUUCGAGCGAGCCCGUGGACGUAGGCGCAGCUGUGGUUACAAGAAGUAA